Messenger RNA from Pomacea canaliculata, 2175 nucleotides. RefSeq names its product glyoxylate reductase/hydroxypyruvate reductase-like. Lineage: Eukaryota; Metazoa; Mollusca; Gastropoda; Architaenioglossa; Ampullariidae. Gene Ontology annotation, molecular function: hydroxypyruvate reductase (NADH) activity; glyoxylate reductase (NADPH) activity; hydroxypyruvate reductase [NAD(P)H] activity. The record is from RefSeq and is a predicted model, not a curated record. Gene Ontology annotation, cellular component: cytosol. Bases 169 to 1161 code for a protein of 330 amino acids. The transcript is spliced from 5 exons.
ACGUCAUCACAGUGACCUGCGCAGAGUUGACAGGAGGUCAUAUCCGGAGCGAUAAGAGGGGUCAUCUGCAUGCAGCGAGUGUGUAGCCUACGGAUGACAGGUGUGACAGCGAGUCUACAGCGUGCAGUUGUUUGAAUCGUUGUCUUUCCUGUCGACGCAGUCCACAGCAUGGCCGACAUCAUGUCCACCGUCCUCGUCACCUGUCCUCUCACACCAGAGGAGCAGCAACGACUGCAGGCUUCGUGUGACGUGCGCCUGGUGCCCGGGUCACCCCGCCCUCUCGCCAGGGAGGUCUUCCUCAAACACGUGCGGGGCGUGCACGGACUCAUCGUUAUGCCUCCCGACAGAGUGGACGCUGAGCUGCUGGACGCUGCAGGUCCACAGCUGAAAGUGGUGGGCACUAUAUCAGUGGGGUUGGAACACAUUGAUCUUGAAGAAUGCAGACGAAGAAGUAUACUUGUAGGCUAUACCCCGGGUGUGCUAACAACAGCUGUGGCUGAGCUGACCGUGGCGUUGCUGCUCAUGACCAUCCGACACUUACAGGACGGUCUACGCUCGGUGCACUCUGGAGUCUGGGGUCAGCAUGGAAACGACCUACUGUGGCUGAGCGGCGUCGAAAUCAGCGGCAGUGUAGUGGGCAUCGUGGGGCUGGGCAGGAUCGGCCUAGGUGUCGCCACUCGCCUGAAAGCCUUUCAACCUGCGCGCAUCGUCUACUGCAGCAGCAACACCGCAAGGCCGGCGCCGACCUGUCCAAGACUUGCCUUACAACUAGUAAGUUGGGAGGAGCUGCUGAGCCAGUCCGACAUUGUCAUCGCAACGUGCUCUAUGAAGGGCACUCAGAAUUACAAUCUCUUUAACGCGGCCACCUUCGCACGCAUGCGGUCUUCGUCCAUUUUCAUCAAUGUCACCCGGGGUGCCCUUGUGGACCAGGAGGCGCUGCUGUCGGCCCUCACGUCAGGCCAGAUCGCGGCGGCAGGCCUGGAUGUCACCAACCCGGAGCCUCUGCCCACCGACCACCCGCUGCUGCAGCUGCCAAACGUCACGGUGCUGCCGCAUCUGGGCUCAGCCACGCGCCGCGCGCGCACCACCAUGUCUCACGUGACCGUCAACAACGUCCUGGCCGGCCUGCAGGGCCAGAUGCUGCCGUCACCAGCACCUUAGCGGCCCACAGCAGAUCACGUGACGAGAAAGGAGCCAGUCAAGAGCUAGUUUUAUUUGCUUGUUGUCAGAUUGAUUUACCUUGUCCAGAGUCGCUGUUUGUUUCGUGAUGUAGGUAGCGAGUAAGAUGUACAAGUUGACCUGUCUGUGGUUCUUCCGUCAUAUCUACGGAUUUAGACAACUGACUCUAGAACUAUUUACGAGUCAUUUACGAGGGCACGAGUAACCUUCAGAUUUUCUGUAAUCAAAAUUACCUCUUUUGUAGGGAAUGUCAACCAUUAAGGUUCUAAUGCAAGACAAGAUUCAGUGACAAACUUUAAUGGCUGGAAUUAGUUGUGCGUGAAGUACACCCUGAGAUUUUGACCAUUGGUAGAAAGAAUGUGAAGCACUAUCACUAUCCUCAAAGAUUAAGUGGAUGGCAUCAGGCUGCGUGUAUGAAAGCUUCAGAGAGUGAAGAGACUCAAGACUCAAAUUCUUGUUACGCCAUUGACCCAACAGUUGCAUUCGUGAGCUUCCCACAGCAGGGGAACCACGCCAUCCCAUCAAUUCUUUCCUCCACUUUUAUUGUACAGCUGGGGUGCUGGAAUUUUUUUUCAUCCAAGGGCCAUUUUGAAAGUUUUAACAUCAAUCGCGGGCCAAACACAAUUAUCUGCCUAAAAAUUAGCCUGUUUGGUCAGCCUGUAGUGCAGUGUGUUAACACUUUUGCAACGUGUCGAAUCCCAGCCUGCCUAUCACUACUCUUCUGUGAGUCACCAUAAUACUCCUUUUCGUUGCACGAAAAGUAAACUCAUAAACCUAACUGUUACUAACCAAAGCUUUUUAAUUGGAAAUCUAUGAAAGGAUAAUGUUGGACACUCGGAGGCCUGAACUGUACACUUAGAAAUGUCGACAACCAUUGUUUUAAUUGUAUGAGCUGACGUGGUCAAUGAACGCUACAUGCAUCAACAGCCAAUAUUAAACCCAAGAAAAUGUUUACUAAUCCAUCGGAUGUCUAUUUAUGAAAACCAGCUCAAAGCA